AUGGUUGAUAGAACGAUAACAGCGAGCAAAAUUAUAGCGCUACUUGUGGAAGGGUGUAGCCAAUGUUAUAUUUUCCAGAGGCUAAAUGUGAGUUGUUUGACUUUCCAGAGGACUUGGCAACAACAUCAAGAGAUUGGUUCCGUCAGUAGAAGGCCUGGCUCUGGAAGAAAACUAUACCCAGAAGCUCAAGAUGACAGCUUCCUGGUGAACCAGGCAUUGAGAAAUCGUAAAUCUUCUUAUGUCGACCUCAAAAAGAUUCUAGAGGAAGUGAGAGGUUUGCAAACCAGUUUAUGGACUGUCAGGAGGAGGCUUCUCGCUGCCAAUAUAUUCAGUCGCCGUCCAGCCCGUGGCGCAAAACAACUCCGCGAGCGCAGAGUUGCUAGACUUAGCUUUGCUCGAAAUUGUGCGACGUGGACUCAAGAGGAGUGGGGUUUUGAUCAACGUGAUUCCCGCUGCGGUUUGCAGCCGCAAUACGACGAUAGACUGGAUUACGGUUUACUUAAUGCUAGUGACUCUUAA
Leptidea sinapis is the source of this 519-nucleotide messenger RNA. RefSeq lists its product as uncharacterized. Gene Ontology annotation, biological process: DNA transposition; DNA integration. Gene Ontology annotation, molecular function: DNA binding. The transcript has 2 exons. The record is from RefSeq and is a predicted model, not a curated record. NCBI's taxonomy places the organism in Eukaryota, Metazoa, Arthropoda, Insecta, Lepidoptera, Pieridae. Bases 1 to 519 code for a protein of 172 amino acids.